AUGAGCGAUUUCCCUGCGUUUGGUGCCAGUAUGUUCGAUAAGUUUGUCAAGGGCCUGCAGGAUAAGAGUUUCAAGUUGCGCUCUGAGUGGGGCUUCGAGCCUGCUCAGGUGACUCCGAUCGUUUCUGACACUCUGGUCGACUAUCUCGAGCGCGGAGUCAUUCGAUCCACCAAACGCAUCAAGCGUACCUUGGGAGACGCUCAGGUUAAGCUCGAUGACGGCGAGACACUUGAUGUCGACGUUCUGAUAUGGUGCAUGGGGUAUAAAGCCGACUUCAGUAUGCUCGAAACCCGAUUCAAUCCUGCCGCCAACUCAAAAUCAUGGUCGGAAGCAAGCGGGUCAAACGGCAAGUUGCUUGCUCGAUUGUACCACAAUGUCUUUUCACUCGAAAAGCCAAACAGCCGGACUUUCUUGAGAAACGUGCGCUUCACAAUAUCUGGUUUCUAUAAAUUUGACAUGGCAAGUAUGGCUAUAGCAAAGAUCUGGAAAGAUGAAUUAGAUCUCCCACCUCUGGCCCGUGGAGCAGGCUGUAGAUGA
This is a messenger RNA of Ascochyta rabiei, 537 nucleotides long. RefSeq names its product Flavin-containing monooxygenase. Bases 1 to 537 code for a protein of 178 amino acids. The transcript has a single exon. The record is from RefSeq and is a predicted model, not a curated record. Lineage: Eukaryota; Fungi; Ascomycota; Dothideomycetes; Pleosporales; Didymellaceae.